Molecule: messenger RNA, 804 nt
Organism: Prorocentrum cordatum
Lineage: Eukaryota; Dinophyceae; Prorocentrales; Prorocentraceae
Source: the annotation of a GenBank genome assembly
CAAGCCCCUUUCGGGUCCAGGAGGGGCCCUUGAGGGCGGCGCACUUGAAAGGGGCGCAGCCGCCCCGAGCCGCGGGGCGGGCCAUGUCGUCUUCAUUCCGAGGGUUGUGAGGAUCAAGACCCGCCAGUAGAAGAUGGCGACAAAGGUCGGGAGGCGCGAUUUCUUCGACAAGGUCGUCAUGGGAAAGGCUUCUGAAAGCCAGGAAGGAUGCGAGGUGAAGAUGGACGUCAUCAGCACGUCAUUGUGCACUCUCGCAAGCAUCGUCGGUGCUGUGUUGAUCAAGACCCGCCUGGAGAAGAUGGCGGACAAGGUGCUCUGGCAGUCCAGACGCGUGGCGCACGCCGCGCGGGGCCGAGGUUCGGGUGGCGCAUGCUGCUUGGGCCCGGCAGCACCGGAGGCAAAAUGCAUGGAAAAGGUAUUCGGCGAGCUCGUGGAAUUCGGUAAGGUUGCGAGUCACGAACCGUCGUAGAUGGCUCCUGAGUCGCCAGGCUCGAGUGGGUGAGCACCUACCUCACUUAGGCGAGGGGGUUGGCACCUGCCUUUUCUCCGCGCUGUCGAGGCCCCAUUGGGGGCCUUGCAGGCGCGGCUGGGUUCCCUGGGUCGUCCUCGGGGUUCCCGGUUUUCGGCCCUUGGUGGGCCCUCCCUUGGCCCUUUGGGGGGCCUCCGGCGGCCUCCGCUUCUCGCUCCGUCCUGGGCCGGUGUUGACCCCCUCGGGACGCGCGGGGCCGCUUGCCCUGCGCGGCAGGGCCCCCUGGAGUGGGUCCGUAUCAUCAGAGUCCUCAGAGUCCUCCCUCUCAUACACCC